Colletotrichum graminicola M1.001 is the source of this 477-nucleotide messenger RNA. Its product is annotated as short-chain dehydrogenase/reductase family Oxidoreductase. The transcript has 4 exons. Bases 1 to 477 code for a protein of 158 amino acids. The record is from RefSeq and is a predicted model, not a curated record. NCBI's taxonomy places the organism in Eukaryota, Fungi, Ascomycota, Sordariomycetes, Glomerellales, Glomerellaceae.
AUGCGACCACCCACACUGGAGGUGACGGAGGCCGAGUUUGAUAGGGUUUUCAACGUCAAUGUCAAAGGAAUAUUCCUGGGGACUGCGGCAUUCAUGCCCAGGGUCAUCAAGCAGGGCGAGGGCGGUGUGAUGCUGAAUAUUGCUUCAAUUGGAGCGGUGCGACCGAGACCCGGUCUCGUUUGGUACAAUGCCUCCAAGGGGGCGGCGACGAAGGGGCUCGCCGCCGAGUACGGUGCCCACCAAAUUCGCGUCAAUUCUGUGUGCCCUCUUUUGAGUGGCACUGGACUGUACAGAUUCGAAUCCUUUGCUGGACAUGCCGAUACCCCAGAGAACAGGCUCAAGUUCACCGACAAUGUUCCUCUCAAACGGCUAUGUGAGAUAUCUGAUGUGGCGGACACUUGCCUUUUCUUAGCAUCUGAUGAAAGCAAAUUCAUUACCGGCAUUAAUCUGGAGGUCGAUGGUGGCAGAGCUAUUUGA